Nerophis lumbriciformis (worm pipefish) is the source of this 921-nucleotide messenger RNA. The record is from RefSeq and is a predicted model, not a curated record. NCBI's taxonomy places the organism in Eukaryota, Metazoa, Chordata, Actinopteri, Syngnathiformes, Syngnathidae.
AUGAUAGAACUGACAGUUCCCUGGGAGGAGCGUAUAGAGGAGGCGAACGAGCGGAAGUACCAGGAGCUCGUCGAGCAAUGCCAGAGAGGAGGCUGUAAGGCACACUGUGAGCCCAUUGAAGUGGGGUGUCGAGGCUUUGCGGGCCGCUCACGAUGCAAGGUGCUCACAGUUCUGGGCAUCACAGGUGCUGAGAAGAGGAAGGCCAUCAAGACCACCAUGGAGGCAGCAGAGAGAGCUUCUCCAUGGCUAUGGAUCAGGAGGAGCGAUCUGUGGGCCAAUGCUACUGGGACACAAGCCAAGAGAUAUAGACUGGUGCUGAUCGGCGACUCGGGCGUGGGCAAGAGCAACCUGCUUUCACGCUUCACCCGCAACGAGUUCAACCUGGAGAGCAAAAGCACCAUUGGCGUGGAGUUCGCCACGCGCAGCAUCCAAGUGGAGGGCAAGACUAUCAAGGCGCAAAUCUGGGACACUGCUGGACAGGAGCGAUACCGAGCCAUCACUUCCGCGUACUACCGCGGAGCAGUAGGAGCACUCCUGGUGUACGACAUCGCCAAGCACCUGACGUAUGAAAACGCCGAGCGCUGGCUGAAGGAGCUGCAAGACCACGCCGACUGUAACAUCGUCAUCAUGCUGGUGGGCAACAAAAGCGACCUGCGACACCUCCGGGCCGUGCCGACCGACGAAGCGAAGGCCUUUGCGGAAAAGCACGGAUUGUCGUUUUUGGAGACGUCGGCGUUAGACUCGUCUAAUGUAGAGCUGGCCUUCCAAACCAUUCUUACAGCCAUUUACAACAUCGUGUCACAGCGGCAGAUGUCGGGCCGCAGCGACUCGGACUUCUCGCCCGCUUCCAACGUGGUUCCCAUCACGGUAGAGCCCACCCAGAACUCGUCCAACAAGGGCAUGUGCUGCCAGAACAACUGA